ACUACAGACUUUUGCAACCCUGACUGAAGAUAUUUGAAUCAUUUGAAUUUUUUACCUGACAUCUCUGAGCUGUCUUGUCUUAUCUUCGUUUGAAAUCAUUGUUUUCGAGAUUUUGUUUCUAGAACGUUUGGCUUUCGGGGUGUGAGACAAAAAGAGGACAACCAGUUAAGCAGCUUAUUCUACACCCUAUUAAACAUUUAUGUGUGAUUUAUGGCAAACAGUUUGCUAACAAGAUCUGUCAUAUGACCGUCGAUCUGUUUACCUGUGAUAUAUGAAGCAAAGGAUUUGUUGUUAAAUGAUGCCGCUUCACAAGAAUGUCCAUACCGGUGACCUGCCAUACAAAUGCACGGUAUGUGGAAAAACAUUUACCGUUAAAUAUAAACUAACCCGACACAUAUCCGUGCACACGGGUGAUUAUGAGCAUAAGUGUGAUGUGUGCGGCAAAGGAUUUAUGCUAAGAUCACGUUUGGAAGACCACAAAAACAUUCAUACAGGAGAGCGGCCUUAUCAAUGCAGUAUAUGUGGAAAUAGUUUUGCCUCCAAAUAUAACCUAAACCAACAUAAAUCAAUUCACACGGGUAUUCGAUAUAAGUGUGAAGAAUGCGGCAAAGUAUACUCCAGAAAGUUUAGAUUGCUAUCGCACAAACGCAUUCAUACAACUGAACAAUCAAUUAAUUCGGUAUUGAUCGACUCAGCAGAACUCGAUGACAGGUCUGACGAUAACUUUGAUGAAAUUAAUCGGAUUGAUAUAAAAUCCGACCAAGUACGGGAUGUUGUUCCAAAGAAGAAGAAAAUGUCAACUAACUCAGUAACAUCUUCUGCUCGAACAACCGAUUCUCCUAACCAACACAAAUGUUUGAUUUGCGACAAACAAUUCACCGACGAGAGCGAUCUCCAAAAGCACGUUUUAUUGCAUGAAAUUGAGCGACCAUUCAGUUGCGACGUUUGUGGGAAAAAAUUUCAAUUUAAACGCUACCUAACCAAGCACAUGAUCGUUCAUACCGGGGAAAAACCGUGCAUCUGUGAUAUAUGUGGCAAAGGAUUUCGUGACAUGGAAAAGUUAAAGUUUCAUCACAAUAAUCAUACCGGUGAGCGAUCGUACAAAUGCACUGAAUGCGGAAAAGAGUUUCGCGCUCAAGCGAGUCUUGACCGACACAUGUACAAACACACAGGCGAGCGUCCGUUCAAAUGCACUGUAUGCGAAAAAAGUUUCGUUACUCAGGCUGAAGUACGCCUACACAUGUCCACGCACACGGGUGAUUAUGAGUAUAACUGUCAGGUGUGCGGCAAAGGAUUUGUAUCCAGAUUACGUUUGGAAGAUCACGAGAACAGUCAUACAGGAGAGCGGCCUUAUCAAUGCAGUGUAUGCGGCAAAGAUUUUGUGACUAGGUGGGCAUUAAUCAAACACAAAUUAAUUCACACGGGUGGUUGGAAAAUGAAAUCCGACCAGAUACAGGAUGUGAUGUCAAAGGAGGAGAAACAAUCAAAUAACUAUGUCGCCUCAAAGAACGGUUUUCCGAAUCAAUACAAAUGUCUGAUUUGUGAUAAAAAAUUCGGCAGGAAGUGUAAUCUCGAUUAUCACGUCUUAUUGCAUGACGGCAAACGACCAUUCAGCUGUGAUAUUUGUGGGAAAUGCUUUGCUUUGACGAGUUAUCUAAGGAGGCAUAUGAUCGUCCAUACAAUGGACAGAACGCUCACGUGUGAUGUAUGUGGCAAAGAAUUUUGUGACAAAACAUCAUUGAAUUCCCACAAAAAUAUGCAUACUGGUGAGCGGUCUUACAAAUGCACUGUAUGUGGAAAAAGUUAUACCACUAAUGUUCAACUAAACAAACACAUGGUUACACACACGGGUGAUUUUAAUUACAAGUGUGAUGUUUGCGGCAAAGGGUUCGUAAACGCAUCGCGUUUAAAAGAUCACAAAAACAUGCACACUGGAGAUCGACCUUAUCAAUGCACUAUAUGCGGAAAAAAAUUUGCCAAUAAAGAUAGCAUAAAACUACAUACAUCAAUUCACACGGGUAUUCGGUACAUGUGUGAAGUGUGUGGCAAAGAAUACUCUAGAAAGUCUAAAUUGACAUUGCACGAACGCGUUCAUACGACUGAUGAGCAUCCAAUUGAUUCCCUGUUGAUCGAACCAACAGAUCACGAGGGCGUUAUUCAAGCCAAACAGAAAAAUGCAACGAACGAAUCAACAAAUAUUAACGGUAUGAUAAAUGAACAUUCACAAUCAAACAGCAACUGCAAUGCGCUUGAUUCAGAUCAAAAACCGUUCGGUUAUGGUAGCAAUAGAAUUAAUCUAACUGAAAUAAAAUCCGACCUGGUACGGGGUGUUAUUCAAACGAAGGAGGACGAUUCUCCAAAUCAGCACAAAUGUGUAAUAAGUGACCAACAUUUCGCCGACAAGAGCGAUCUACAGAAGCACUUUUCAUCUUGCAACAUACUUCCGUACAAAUGCACUAUAUGUCGCAAAAGUUUUGCCACAAAGGUUGUACUAGACAAACACAUGUCAGUACACGAGCGUGAUUAUACGUAUAAGUGUGAUGUGUGUGGCAAAGGAUUCAUGCACAGAUCACGUUUCACCGACCACAAAAACAUUCAUACAGGAGAGCGGCCUUAUCAAUGCGGCGUAUGCGGAAAAGAUUACGCCACCAAACGUGUCCUAAACAUGCACACAUCACUUCACGCAGGUGAUCGGCAUCAAUGUGACGUGUGCGGCAAAGAAUACGCUAAUAAAUUCACCUUGAAAUUGCACAAACGCAUUCAUACAACUACGGGUUAGUUUGUUAUAAUUUUAUUUAACACCGGUUUUAACCCCCGUGGUAUAUUUCCGGCGAGUUAAGUGUAUAAUACAUGUCAUUUAUCUUAAUAUACGCAUACACGAAUUCA
Malaya genurostris is the source of this 2886-nucleotide messenger RNA. RefSeq names its product zinc finger protein 91-like. Gene Ontology annotation, molecular function: DNA-binding transcription factor activity; RNA polymerase II cis-regulatory region sequence-specific DNA binding. The transcript has 4 exons. The record is from RefSeq and is a predicted model, not a curated record. Lineage: Eukaryota; Metazoa; Arthropoda; Insecta; Diptera; Culicidae. Bases 296 to 2779 code for a protein of 827 amino acids. Gene Ontology annotation, biological process: regulation of transcription by RNA polymerase II.